This is a messenger RNA of Oreochromis niloticus (Nile tilapia), 3377 nucleotides long. RefSeq names its product E3 ubiquitin-protein ligase TRIM39-like. Bases 1290 to 2921 code for a protein of 543 amino acids. The record is from RefSeq and is a predicted model, not a curated record. The transcript has 2 exons. NCBI's taxonomy places the organism in Eukaryota, Metazoa, Chordata, Actinopteri, Cichliformes, Cichlidae. Gene Ontology annotation, molecular function: zinc ion binding; protein binding.
GAGAAGAGAAGAGAAGAGUGUUCUGGAGCUUAGGCACUUUCUAGAAUAUUUAAACAGUGUGCAGAAGGUAAAUUUUUAAGGUAAAUUGUAAAUGGACUGUUACUUAUAUAACGCCUUUUUGCUCUAACGGAGCAUGCAAAGUGCUUUUCCCCACUAGCCUCAUUCAACCAAACACACACACACAUUCAUGCAGGUGCUUGUUUCUACCCCUCAGCCCCUUGUAUAACAUUUGUGCACAGAUUCACACUCCGACUCUGGGUUCAGUCACUUGCCCAACGAUACUAUGGCAUGCAGAUUGAAGACUCAAUCCACUGACCGGGGUCAGAAGGUAGAGCAGGCUGACACUGGAAGUUUUGUUCCAUGUAAAAAAGAGGACUCCUCUAAUCAUCUCUGCCAAUAACAAUGGCUUGGUCGAUCUAAUUACUUUGAUAGUAUUCAAUAUAACUUGAUCAAAUACGCCAAGAGGAGAGCCUUAUUAUGUAAAAAGUGAAGAUACUGGUUGUGGUCUAAUCUUAAGUCGUAUUGUAUCCUUAUAUCAAAAAGCCUGUAGCUUUGUUCCACUAUUGAUAUUAGCAACAGGAAGUUAGCAUGGUUGCUAGUAAAGCUUGCCACACAAGCCUCUGUUUUUAAAAGGGUGCGUCUGUUUUGCAUAUGUUAACAGGGAAAUUUUGGCUGGACAGCUGAGCAUUGCAGUGAAGAUUGAAGGCAGGAGGAGGGGAGCUGUGACACUGAAAUGCCAAAGCCAUAAAUGAACGAAACAGCUAAAGAUUAGGGAAACAGUACUGAGUCACAUUCCAUCUUCAGCUUAAUAUAGGUUCAUAUAUAAUAUAUAUUGGGAGAUAUUGUAAAACUUAUCUCAACCAGGUUUUUUUUUUUUCAUUGCUUGAUUUUGACCUAAAAACAUUUGAUUGUUUGGGUGCUUCAUUUAUUUUCUCGUUCUCCAUAUUCUUGUCUUUUGGGUAAGAAGACAACUCAAAAGCUAAAGCUAAGAGUGAGAAACUCCUGAUGCUGGUAGCAGGGUUGUUAUGUAAUUCAUCUGAAAUAAUAUUAUUUACAUUGUGCCAAACAGCACUACGUCUUUAAAAUGAUGACAGUUUACCUGCAGUGAGAGGCGGAGCUACACUGGAAAGAAGGAAACAUGAGAACAUAACAUGACUGAAGGAAAAAUGAAAGUAAACACAAGACUCAUCUGAACUCAAGGUGAGGCUGAUCCUUACAACUCUCUGAAAAACUUCCAGUAAAGUGUCGCUGAUACGACUAAAACUUUGACAGGUACGCGCUGUGACACCAUGGCAACCAGCUAUCUGUCUGAAGAUCAGUUUCUGUGCUCCAUCUGUCUGGAGGUCUUCACUGAUCCAGUCACCAUCCCGUGUGGACACAACUUCUGCAAGAACUGCAUCACAGAAAACUGGAAUAUUAGUGUCUGCUGUCAAUGUCCACUGUGUGUUAAGGUUUUCCACAGCAGACCAGAGCUUAACGUCAACACCUUCUUAUCUGAGAUGGUGGAUAAGUUCAAACAGUCCGCUGUAAAGAAAAGUGGCAGAUCAGAGGAACGGCAAGCCGAAUCAGGAGAAGUUUCAUGUGAGAUGUGCAGUGAAACCAAGAUGAAGGCUGUGAAGUCCUGCCUGGAGUGUCUAACUUCCUACUGUGAGACUCACCUGGAGCCUCAUCACAGAGUCCCAGGCCUGAAAAGGCAUCAGCUGAUUGAUCCUGUAAAGAACCUCGAAGACAGAAUCUGUAAGGAGCAUAACAGACCUUUAGAGUUCUUCUGCAAGACUGACCGGGUGCCAGUGUGUCAGUUUUGCAAGCAGUCCAAUCACAAGGGACAUCUCAUCAUUCCUUUAAAAACAGAAUAUGAGCAAAAGAAGGCUGAAGUGGAAGCAAGAGAGGGUAAAAUUCAUCAGAUGAUCAGAGAAAGACAAAAGAAAAUAAACAACUUCAGAGAAUUGUUAACGUGCAGCAAGGAAGCUGCAGAGAGAGAGAAAACAGCAAGUGAGCAAAUAUUUGACAGUCUGAUCAAGUGUAUAGAAGAAAGUCGGAAUCAGCUCGAUGAUGUGAUCGAAGGGAUGCAGAAAACAACAGAGAGCCAGGCUCAAGGCUUCAUCAAAGAGCUGGAGGAAGAAGUGUCUGAGCUGAGGAUGAACAUCUCUGAGCUGGAGCAGCUCUCACACACUCGAGACCACCUCCAGUUUCUCCAAAGUUUACCAUCCCUGAACCCUGUUCCACCCACCAAAGACUGGACCGAGGUCACAGUUCACUCAUCAUACGAGGGGACAGUGAAGAAAGCUGUUGCUCAGCUGGAGCAGAGACUCAGUAAAGAGAUGAAGAAGCUGUGCGAUGAUGUGGAGCUGAAGAGGGUUCAGCAGUACGCAGUGGAUGUGACUCUGGAUCCCGACACAGCACAUCCUAACCUCGUCCUGUCCGAUAAUGGGAAACAAGUAACUAGUUGUAACAAAAGGCAGAAUUUCCCCGAGACGCCCAAGAGAUGCACUUAUUACACAAAUGUUCUGGGAAAGCAGGGGUUUUCCUCCGGAAGAUUUUACUAUGAAGUUCAGGUCAAUGAAAAACCUCAGUGGGAUUUAGGAGUGGCCAAAGAGUCAAUAAACAGGAAAGAGAAAAAGCCACUGUGCCCCAGGAAUGGCUACUGGACCAUUCGGCUGAGAAAUGGAAAUCAGUACAAAGCUCUUGUUGGCCCCUCAAUCUGUCUCAGUCUGAAAGCAGAGCCACAGAAAGUGGGGGUGUUUGUGGACUAUGAAGAGGGUCUGGUGUCUUUUUAUGAUGUAGGAGCAGCAGCUCUCAUCUACUCCUUUACUGGCUGUAACUUCACUGAGAAACUCUACCCAUUAUUCAGUCCUUGUUUUGAUGAAGGUGGUGCAAACUCCACCCCUCUGAUUAUCUCUUCUGUUCUUCCAAAACAUUAGACUCAGUAUUUAUUCCUUCUUAGACAAACUACUGGUCAAAAUAUGUUUGUAUGGCAAAAGAAGUCUAUGUGAAUGAAAUGAUUUGGUGUGGUGGUGGGAAUGUUGUGUUUGCUUCAGUGGAGUGGGCAGCUUUAAAUUCUGUGUUCCACCAAAGAGAGCUUGAUGAGGCCAUUUGUUUUAUAGCUGAAGUUGAACUCUUAAGUUCUGUAUUAACUUAUUUGUUUUCAUUCAUUAUUUCAUAAAUUAUUAAAAUAUACAACUUGCUUGUUCAGUUCUUUGGUCCUUGUCAGUAUGCAGUAUUUCAACUCAAAUGGGGAAAAGAAAACUCAACUCAUAGAUGAGAAAAUUGAAGACAUGAGAAAAGAAAAGUGUCAUGGUCCGUUGAAGUGUCUGGAGGUUUUCCAUCUGUGGCUGCGGGUCCUCCUCUUUUGGAUGGGACCUCCCCUGCCUCACCUG